This is a messenger RNA of Pieris macdunnoughi, 459 nucleotides long. The record is from the annotation of a GenBank genome assembly. NCBI's taxonomy places the organism in Eukaryota, Metazoa, Arthropoda, Insecta, Lepidoptera, Pieridae.
AUGGAACUAAGCCGCACAACAUUAGGUUUCGCAGCUGGAAUAGCUGGUACCCUCUUCUUAGGGUAUUGUGUGUAUUUUGAUCAACAACGUCGUAAAGACCCGCUGUACAAAAAAAAAUUGAAGGAGCGUAGGCAAAAUGCACAACAGAAUUCAAGCAGAUCACGCACAAUGGGUGGUCCUCUGCCUGAUAUGAAUGAUCAUGAAGCCAUGCAGAGAUUCUUCCUGCAACAGAUCCAACUGGGAGAAGAAUUGCUGGCAGCUGGUGAUCUAGAGGCAGGUGUGGAACAUCUAGGACAGGCGGUGGCUGUUUGUGGACAGACACAACAAUUACUAAGUGUGCUCCAACAAACAAUGCCACCACACAUAUUCCACCUACUCCUCAAGAAGUUACCAGAGAUAUCUGACCGCCUUCGCUGUUCAAUGAGAGGUGCAACCUUACAAGAAGAAGAUGUGGAAUAA